Messenger RNA from Pantherophis guttatus, 10121 nucleotides. RefSeq names its product RAD54 like 2 (gene RAD54L2). Gene Ontology annotation, cellular component: nucleus. The record is from RefSeq and is a predicted model, not a curated record. NCBI's taxonomy places the organism in Eukaryota, Metazoa, Chordata, Lepidosauria, Squamata, Colubridae. Gene Ontology annotation, molecular function: ATP binding; ATP hydrolysis activity.
GUGGAGGAGGAGGCGGUGACGGCGACAACGACGAGCGUUAAACGGGGGGCCGGCGCGCACCAGGAGCGCGCGCGGAGCGCCUCAGCGCCCCCUCCCCCUCGGGCUCCCUCAGCGGCCCUGGCCCGCAGCCCCGCUAGGAGGGCUGCUGUAAUAUAGAUCAUGAGCAGGUAAUGCACAAGGAGUGCUAUUGGGAAUCAUGUCGGACGAGUCAGUCUCAGGGAGUGAUCCAGAUGUGGACCCAGAUUUGGAGCAGGAGGAUAUGGAAGAGGAAGAGGAGGAAGAAGAUGAUGAGGAAGCAAUGGAAGAGGAUAAUGAUGGAGAUGAUGAAGAGGAUUUACUUGAUGAGAAUGAUCAAUCCCGUGAAGCAGUUUUUGAAAGUGAUCUUGUUCAACAUGGGGAAGAUGGAGAAUGGCAGCACUCUACUUCAACUACCUCAUCUCAGAGUGAACAGGCAGAGAAACUGUUGCAGAACCAGCACCAGAGCCUGGCCUCUGAGGACACCAAAAAGAAGAGGGCUCAGAAACCUUCUCACAUGAGGAGGAACAUAAGAAAGCUGCUGCGGGAAGACCAGUUGGAGGCUGUGACAAAAGCAGCACAGCAGGAAGAACUGGAAAGAAGAAAACGGCUGGAGCAGCAAAGGAAGGACUACCAAGCCAGCAUCCCCACUGUACCUUUAGAGUUUCUCCCAGAGGAAAUUGCUUUACGAACUGCAGAAGUUGCUCAGCUUCCCCCUCAAGUGCUAAAUGAAGAGGUCAUCUGCUUAGACAGCACCAGCAGUGGUAGUGAGGAUGACUCCAAAGUAAGACUCCACAGCAUUAAAGAUGAAGUGAUAGAAUUAAGUUCAGGAGACGAUGAAGCCCUCCACAUUGUAGACAGCAGUGAUUCUGGCAACGAAGGGGAUGAUGAUACUGAAGAGAGCAGUGGUGCCCACGUGAAUGAUGCUCUAAAUCAGUUAGAUGCUUCAGGGCAAGUAAUUAUUAACAUCAACCAUCCACCAAAUGAGGAAGAUCUAUAUCUGGCUCCUCAACUUGCACGAGCAGUAAAGCCUCACCAGAUUGGUGGUAUUCGUUUCCUGUAUGAUAAUUUGGUGGAAUCCCUGGAUAGAUUUAAAACCAGCAGUGGGUUUGGCUGCAUCUUAGCUCAUAGCAUGGGGCUGGGCAAGACUCUGCAAGUCAUCUCCUUUUUGGAAGUACUUUUCCGUCAUAUUGAAGCAAAGACCGUCCUGGCAAUUGUACCUGUAAAUACUCUUCAGAACUGGUUAGCAGAGUUCAACAUGUGGCUUCCAGCACCAGAAGCUCUUCCUGCUGACUAUGACCCAAAAGAGAUUCAGCCUCGCACUUUUAAAGUCCACAUUUUGAAUGAUGAACACAAGACCACUGCAGCACGUGCCAAAGUGGUAACUGAGUGGGUAACAGAUGGUGGUGUACUGUUGAUGGGUUAUGAGAUGUACCGCUUGCUUUCAUUGAAGAAAUCCUUUGCUACGGGCAGAAAGAAGAAAAGCAAAAAGCAAACUGGCCCUGUCAUUAUUGAUGUGGAUGAAGAAGAUCGUCAGCAGGAGCUCUUAAAAGGAAUUGAGAAAGCUUUAUCCCGGCCUGGACCAGAUGUGGUCAUUUGUGAUGAGGGACACCGGAUAAAGAAUUGUCAUGCAAGCACCUCUCAGGCUUUGAAAAACAUCAGAUCUCGGCGAAGGGUAGUUCUGACUGGCUAUCCUCUGCAGAACAAUCUAAUUGAAUAUUGGUGUAUGGUAGACUUUGUACGCCCCGACUUUCUUGGUACCCGGCAGGAAUUCAGUAAUAUGUUUGAGCGCCCUAUCCUGAAUGGACAGUGUAUUGACAGCACCCCCCAAGAUGUUCGUCUAAUGAGGUAUCGCAGUCAUGUCCUGCACAGCCUGUUGGAAGGCUUUGUACAAAGACGAGGGCACAAUGUGCUGAAAAUUCAGCUUCCCUAUAAGGAAGAACAUGUUAUCUUAGUGCGUUUGUCAAAAAUCCAGCGGGCUCUUUAUACUGAGUUCAUGAAUAGGUUUCGUGAUGCAGGCAACAGCGGCUGGCUGGGACUGAAUCCACUUAAAGCUUUCUGUGUUUGUUGUAAGAUAUGGAAUCACCCUGAUGUGCUAUAUGAAGCAUUGCAAAAAGAAAAUUUAGCAAAUGAGCAAGAUCUGGAUGUAGAUGACCUUGGCACAGCUGGUACCAAUUCACGCUGCCAGUCACAGGGCAUAAAAGUGAAAACAGAGAGCAAUGCUCUGCCAUCUACAAUUGGGGAGGCUACCAAUAGCAAGUAUAUUCAGGGCAUUGGCUUCAGUCCAUUUCAGGAAAGAGCCAAUCAGGUUGUAACGUAUGAAUGGGCUAAAGAUAUCCUUUGUGAUUAUCAGACAGGAGUCUUACAAAAUUCACCUAAGAUGGUGCUAUUGUUUCAUCUAGUAGAAGAAAGUGUGAAACUUGGAGAUAAACUAUUGGUGUUCAGCCAAAGCCUUUCCACAUUGUCUGUCAUUGAAGAUUUCUUGGCAAAAAGGCCAGUGCCUUCUCCCCCAGGCUUGGAUGCACAAGGAAUCCAUAACUGGAUCCGAAAUGUGAAUUAUUAUAGAUUGGAUGGAAGUACCUCUGCCUCAGAGAGAGAACGAUUGAUUAACCAGUUCAAUGAUCCUAGCAACACUUCUAUUUGUCUCUUCCUUCUUUCAACAAGAGCUGGGUGUUUAGGUGUGAACCUUAUUGGUGCAAACAGAGUGAUAGUAUUUGAUGCUUCUUGGAAUCCAUGCCACGAUGCACAGGCAGUAUGUCGGGUAUAUCGCUAUGGACAGAAGAAGCCCUGCCACAUCUACCGGCUAGUUUCUGAUUACACUUUGGAAAAGAAAAUUUAUGACCGUCAGAUCUCCAAGCAAGGGAUGUCAGAUCGUGUUGUGGAUGAUUUGAAUCCAGUGUUGAACUUUACCAGGAGGGAGGUGGAAAACUUGCUGCACUUCGUGGAAGAGGAAUCUGAGCCUGCCCAGCUUUCAUUUAACCCCAGUAAGAUCAAGGAAUCUGUUUUACAGCUGGCCUGUCUCAAGUACCCUCACCUCAUCACCAAGGAGCCUUUCCAGCACGAGUCCCUGCUAAUCGAUCGUAAAGAGCACAAGCUCACCAAGGCAGAGAAAAAAGCUGCAAAAAAAAGCUAUGAGGAAGAAAAGCGCGCAUCUGUCCCUUAUACCCGUCCUUCCUAUGCUCAGUAUUACCCAGCCACUGACCAGAAUCUGACAAAUAUUCCUGCCUUCAAUCAAAGGAACUGGCGACCAAGCCUGAAAGGUGAGGACCGGCCAGUGGCAAGCGUGCGUCCUGUUCAGUCAACCCCUAUUCCGAUGAUGCCUCGUCAUGUUCCCUUAGGUAGUAUGGGAGCAGCUUCAGUUUCCAAUCCUGCUAUUAACUUCCCCAUCAAUUAUCUGCAACGAGCUGGUGUUCUCGUGCAGAAGAUUGUCACCACAACAGAUAUAGUGAUUCCAGGUACGAACACUUCCACAGAUGUGCAGGCAAGAAUCAGCGCUGGUGAAAGCAUACAUAUUAUCCGUGGGACUAAAGGAACAUACAUCCGGACCAGUGAUGGGCGGAUCUUUGCUAUCCGAACUACUGGCAAGCCAAAGGGCAGUGAAGAUCAUCGCAUGGUUGCUUCAGGAUCCCAGGGUCCAUCUGUUGAAUCCACAAGCAAUGGCAGACACAAUGCCUCAUCACCCAAACUUCCCAACCCAGAGGAGCUCACUCGACCUAUUUCGCCAGACAGUCCUGAAAUCAUCAGCGAACUGCAGCAAUAUGCAGAGGCGGCAGCUGCCCGUGAGUCCAAACACAAUUCUCCCACCACCAAUACGACACCUGGAUACCCCACUCGGAAAGACAAUGCAGCCCACACGACAGCUUGUGGAACUGAGCAGCGAGUAGGGACCCACGGUUUGGCUUCUUCCUCAGCCUUGCCAGCCACUAGUCAACAUGUUGACAGCCACUCAGUGCUGGACUUACGAGGGAAUAAGCGUAAGUCAAGUUCACCAUCUGGUCCAGAUGAGCAAGCCCAUCGCCAGCAGAAGAAACGCUCACUGCCAACAACAGGUCAACCAUAUGAAAGUGGGUACCCUGUCUCUGGUGGGUUCACCAUGCCCUCUGUCCCUUUAAACCACAACUUAACCCAUCCAUUUGCUCCCCAAGCAGGCAACUCAUUGUACAUGGGCACAGGCUCCUCCUAUUACCAGCUGCCUAGCUUGCUAUCAGAUCCUCAUCUGAUGUUCCCUGUGACUACUGACCCUCUGCUGACAGCGGGCACUGCUAGUUCUUCUGCUGCUACCUCAGCCACCGCCAGUGUCCCCUCUUUCAUGUUAAACCCCUCCAUGACGGGGGUGCUCUCCAACUAUUCGCUGCCCUUCUCACAGUCACUCCUCUCUGAGCCCAGGAUGUUUGCUCCUUUUCCAACCCCUGUCUUAUCCAGCAGCCUUCCCAGGAGCAUGGCAUCUGCCUACCCUGGCUUCAUGUCACCUCACACGGGAUAUCCAGCGGGGGGCCUCCUUCGGUCUCAGGUGCCUCCAUUUGACACCCGUGAGGUCUCUGAGGUGGGCUGCAGCUCCAACGAGGAUGAGGACAAAGAUGAUGAUGUAAUAGAAAUCACAGGGAAGUAAUGGGCCUAGUCACUUCUUAUAGAUUGCAUCUUUGGUCAGGAGGCAAAAAUUCCUUGCUGGACCUUUCUGGGGUCAGGAUUUUAUAUCUAGAACACAGCAGAAGUGGAGAAGGAGGAGGCUGGAAAGGAAAUGGCAUGUUUAGUUGUCAAAGAUCUGCUUUGUAUGGGAACUGAAUUGAAUGGACACCCCUCCCCUAGGAGUGGGGAGAAACAAGAGUUGGGCAAGGGAAGUAUCACUGCAAACCACAGGAGUGCCUCCUUGACUUUUCCCUCCCAUGCUGUCUGUGUUGUCCAAAAGGAAGACUUGCCAUUAAUAUUUCAGUGCCCUUUGUUAGACUGGAGACAUCGGGCUGAUUUUUUUUUUUUUUUGGUGUCUAUGGAAUAACACUCAUACACAAACGGCCUUAUCUGAGAAAGUUCAUUGUCCCAUGAUCAAAAGCAGGAGAUUUUGUGCCCUAAGAAACCUGAGAAUGAAUUGCAUUCUUAAUGGAGGGAGGGAGGUGGGAAAGGAAGGAGCAGGCAACAUGUCAUAUGUAGGUGGGAGGGAAGGGGUGGGCAGGGUCUGUGUGAAAAUGAAUUUUUCAUCUUUCUGAACGUUCAAGGCAAAUUAGUCCAGUGCCCUUCAUCCAGGCCCUCGUGGAGUGGUGGCAGGAGUUGGAGAGAUGGGGUGCAAAUAUGGACUGCCCUACCACCUUCUCUAAGAGUUGCGUUUGAAGACGGGGAGGGCCAUUGGUGGGUCCGUUUCUUCUGGUUUCUUCAGCACCAUUGGGUUAGGACUUGUGUCAAUCGUUUAGUGAGGUAGUGCUUGAUGGAGACAUUUUAAGGCUUUCCCCAGUUCCCCAUCUAGCUUUUUUUAGUGAUUACUCUCCUGCUGCUCCUCCUUCUCCCCCUUUGAAACGAUGAUGAGCCUGCAGGUCUGGCAAAAGAAACAAGCUGUCAGAUUUCUGUUGACCAGAAUGAAGUGGACUUCCUGCUAAAGGGGUUUGCUUGAGCUCCUUGUACCUGCUGCCAGAGUUUUUAUUGACACUGACUGGAUGACCUCCCUCCUCCAUAGAACUCUUGUUUUAAUUUAUUUCAUGAAAGUGAAGUAUUUAUUGGGGAACUAUUUCCCGCUUCUUCCUUGCUAAAAGCAGUUAGGUUGUUUAUAGUCUGGCCUGUUUGAGAAAGGAAUAAAGCGACAAGUAGAUUGCUUGACAAAUGCAGGGGUGUUUUAUAGGGCCAAGGCAGAAUUACCCCCACCCCUGUGCUUCAUUGGGGAGACUGGGGGCCAGGGGCAUUAUUUGGCUAGAGCUUUGUUUAUUCUCUAGUUUUUUCCCUUACAAUGGGCAACAGGGAGGUUGGUGUUUGAAGUGGCUCUCUCAUCAGUCAGAGACAUGGAUUUUUUAAACUAGGUUCCUGCCAUUCCAGUGGUUUAAUAGUAAAAAAGCUAAAGCUUUGCAGAGGAAAGUCCCCUCUAUAUUGUUGCUAGUAUCUGGCCCAAGUUUUUAUAAUACGUUGCCACAGAAGUGUGGAAGGAGAAGCCAUUUAUUUUCAUAGAAGGCUUAACAAUAGAAGGAAGUUGCAGAGAUUUGGCAUAGAAAUCGACAUUUGCCUUCCUCUCUAUGGUGCAGGAAAGGGAGACGGUGGUACCUCUGAGGGGGGAGAUGAUGGAAUAAUCCCCUCCCUGUUUGUCCUUAAAAGAUUACACCGGCUAAAAUGGUGUUUUAUAAGACAUUGUCAUUCCAAAGACAAGGGAGGAGGCCCUUGCACUCCCAUGACGAGGAGUCAGUGAGAGCACUGCUAAGAAAACCUUCCCAGGAUGGUGGCUCACAUCCUGUUCUCACCUUAUCUUUGUUCUGUGGUUGCUGCAAAGAAGACAGUGGAUCCACUGAAGUGGUUAAAAUUGCCAGGCUUCCCCACCUCCCACCCCAAUCAUGAAGAACUUUCUCUCUUUCGUGCGUCAUACCUCUCCGUGAAAAGUUUGAACUCCACGUGAUUUGAAUGGAGGUAAUGUGAGAAUUGAGCCUUUGCUCAUCCCUAUAAAAGACCUACCAGACCCCUUAGUUAAAGAGGUCGUGGCUACUUGUUUUUUCAUAUGGUGAAUCAGAAAUGAUUCUGAGAGAAAGCGCUGCGUGGGUACGACUGUGUGGAUGUGUAUACUUUUAUGUACCAUUAAAAAGCAUGUAAAGUUGGGCUUUCUGACUAUCUUUCUCUGCUAACUGGGCACUGUCUGUCAGGCCCGACUUCACCAUUUGUAGAAGCCUUAGAUUUAAAGUUAGCUAUGCAAAUUACUUUAAUUAUUUUAAAAUAAAAACAUUAAAAUAGUGCUUUCUUCUUUAACAUAUCCUAGGAGUUGAAAACCGAGGGGUUCUGAGCAAACUUCUGGACAACUUGUCUUUGGAUGCACCAUGGGAUUAAAAAAAAACAAAAAACACAAACACAACCCCCCCACAAAAAUAACAAAGCAAAUUAACUGAUGGUGUCCAUUCGAGUUUCUCCAAAGACUUGGCCUUGGUACGUCUGUGAGUCAUGCCCUUUUGUGAUUUGUAUGUGUCCACCUCAUGCAAAAUAAUGACGGCACUGAUUGUACUGUAAACUGCAACCCUCUAGGUUGACUCGGGAACUGGAUCUAGGCAAGGGGGCUUAUGCCUAAGCAGCUAAGCAAUUUUUGGUGAAGGAUUUUCAUUUUUUUCUCCCUUCAGGUUUCAGGCAGGCCCAAUAUUCAGUAUAGUGAGUUUUGGGCAGCAGAGCUGAUAACAAUUCAAGUAAUCCUACUAGCUCCUGUCUUGACUUCCAUGGAGUAAUGGGGCAGUCAAGACAAGCUAAUACGUUUUAUAUACUAUUAACUUCAGACUGCUGCUUCCCGAUUCUCUUGUCUCUUUUGAACAUCAUAGCUGAGCACAGAAGAGUCACCAGACUUGACAGGCUUUGAGGACAUCCUUACUGUAAAAUAUGGGAUGUUUGAUUAGGAGAAUAGAUGCAGCUGUGAUUAAGUAGACCAGGCUCUAUAGUCAUCUUUUAAAUAGGACUGGAAGAUAAGGUAUUAGCUGUAGGAAAUGGUGUACACCUGUAAUUUACUAGUCUGACCACUGGAUGGCAAUGUUGCAUCACUUGGAUGAUUACUAGAUUUUAACAAUACAAUAUUUUUAAAAAUUGGCUUUUGUACUUGGGUGAGAAAAGUAUAAAAAUGUAAGUCUGAUUGUGUACAUCUUUCUUUUCUCUCUCUAUCUCCCUCCCUCUCUUUUUCUUUCUUGUCAUUUCUCUUUCCCCUAAAAUGUUUAUGUUAGUGGAUUGCUUGAACAUAAUUCUUCCACUGACAGGGUCCAUUCGGGGUCUCUCUCUCUCUUUCUCUCUCUCUCCCUUUCUUGCUCUCUCUCUCUCUCUCACACACACACACACACACACCUACCUUCAGUUAGACCAGCCACUUUCUGUGAGCUUUGGAAAGAAACAUAUUUGGGGCAGAUUCCUCUACUUCAGCAAGUGCCUGACCUGUGUCUCCUUCUAAUAAUAGGGGGUUUAAAUGUAAUUGGUCUCCUAGAGAUUAAAAUGCAUUCCCAGCACUUGCCAAGAGAGAACAGUGUUGCCACUGGCAAUGAAGACGGCAUUCUUCUGCUUUGCACCCUUCUUGCUUCUAGAGAGCAUCAAAAACACCCUCUUUCUCAUAUAUGAAUUCUCCCACGCAUUCAACAUCCUUAGGAAGGUGUGGCUUCUAGAAACAAAGGGUGGCUGUUGUGCCUUGUUUGUGAAGAACAGAGAAUGCUUGACUUGGGAGUUGAGUCAGAACAGCACAGUGACUUACGUAGUAUAAUGUCAGAAUGGUCCCUUCCUUGAUGCACUGUAAUUUCCAAGAAUGUAGUGGCUGCUCAGAAGCAGCAUAUGUGUUUGUGUUGCGAGAUCUCUGAAUUCAACUAUUCCUUUUAUCUCAAGGAUAAUUCUUUUCCCCUUGCUGGCUUUUUGUUAGAUCUACUUGCCAGGGUCUGUGCAAUUUGCACUGCUAAAUUUCAGACCACAAAAGAAACGAGGAGGAAUACACAUAUUCUGAAUUUACAGGUGGAGCUGAGAUACCAUUAGAUAUGCUUGGCUAAGGUCUUGGGAUACUUAGGAAGGUUCUUGCAUUCCCCGGCUGUUUUGGAUCUGCAUGUAAUCUUUGGAUCUUCCUUGAUAAACCAUACAUUGCAAUAUUUCUCUGCGCUUUAGAGCAACAGCACUGUACCAGAUUGGUGUGGUACACAACAACACUUGAUCCCCUUAAUAAAUGCUUAGGGUAAAAGAGGUGACCUUAAACUGUGAUAUUUUACAGACCUUGCUACUAUGUUCAGUUUCACUCCAAUUCUGGCAGUAUACAAUUUAAAAUUGACAAAAGAUCAUCUUGUUUAGACAUAGAUUUCCUAUGAUGAAUUAUUUUUUUGGUGAGAAUAACACUGGAGGACUUCUCCCCAACCAUAUUAAGAAUUGCCCACAUGUCUGCAUGCUAAUUACUGCUCUCUAUCUCCAUGUGACCAAGAUACGGAAAUGAGAAGCGCUGUCCACAGAGGGCAGGUUUGAUAUUAAAGUGCUCCUACAGAAUUGCAUUCUGUGGGACACAGUUAUAUGGACAUAGAGGGGACAGUUUAAGGAGAAAAAAAAAUCUGACUACAAUCUCUAUCAAGGAAUCCCAGGAAUAUGCAAGCUUCCUCUCUUAAAAUAAUGAUCUUAUUGAUUGUUCUAUCCGAAUUAUGUAACUGAUGGCAGCAGUGCAAAUGUUUCUUGCAAGAUCUCAAGUCAAAUGAAAAUUUACUAUAAUUACAUAUAUUUGCACUGAAAUCCUGAUUUAGGCAUUGUAAAUAUAAUUAUUAAACUGGAGAAUGGUUGAUCUUAGCUCCAUUAAACCAAGGGAAAUAUACACCAGUAGAUUAAAACAAAAUCGUGUCUUAUUUAAUACCAAAACCAUAUUAUAUCAAGUCUGGGGAUUUAUAAGGACAUUUUUGGGAAUGCUUGCUCCUUGUAACUCAAUCAGGAAAGCAGUAGGGAAGAUAUUUGCAAGUUUAGGGAGGAUCAACAGAAAUAGAAAUUGAGAGCUGGAAGGAGAGAAGGAGAAGGAGUCUUUUUUUGUGUGUGUGCUCUUUAUUGAAACAAGACCACUAACAGCUGCCCACAGCUGCAUUGCUUCUUCUUGGGUCCUAUAUUAUUAGUUUCCCUGUUUAUGUUCUCUGUCCCUCCAUUAAAUCUAUUUGUACAGGGGAGCCAAAUGAAUUGAAUGGUUUUCUUGGUUUGUUUUUUGUUCUGCCUUUAGUUUGUGGCCUGUGCUUUGUGGUUGAAAUAACAAGACAUUUCUGUAGCAGGGUCAGUUGGUUGGCUGGUUGCACGCAUGGGAUAUGUGCUUCCCUCAUCUCUCUGUCCAAUGGGAUGUGCUCACCCAAUCUCCCAGAGCAGAGACAUUGAACAAUUUUGUUGUUUAUAUGAUGUAUUUAUUUUUACUUGUGUUUCAUGUCAUUUUUUUAAAAAAAUAAAUAAAUUGUAAGUUGGUAUAAUGCCUA